ACUAUGUUACUUUAGACAAUGAUGCUCGUUCAUAGUCAGUUAUCAUCUCGUGAUCCCGAUCAGUUCCCGAAUCCUGAUGAAUUCCAGCCAGAACGCUGGCUACGUUUUCACGAUAUUUAUAAAGGAACCGGCGCUGGAGGUGGCAAGGAAGCAAGUAUGAGAGACGCCGAAAAAGACAAAUUUUGUCCGAUCAAUCGAGGAAGGCAACACCAUCCGUUUUCUUACCUACCAUUCGGAUAUGGACCGAGAAUGUGUAUUGGGAAACGCUUUGCCGAAACUGUCGUAAAUACUCUCACAUUUAAGAUGAUAACCAAGUAUUCGAUGGAGUACACACACGAUAAAAAAAUGGACUGCUUUACGAGGCUCAUCAACGUACCGGAUCAGCCACUAAAAAUUCGUUUCAGGAAGAUCGAACUUUAAUUGCAGGAUGAUUCAGUAUAGACGCAUCAAAUAUUUCAAGCGCAGAAUCUACUCAUAUUAAUUCUGAAUUUCUAUAAUUCAAGAUGUAGUUCCUGUAACAGGGUUCUAGUGGAACCGUCGUCAAUGUUAAAAUGUAAAUUU
Messenger RNA from Varroa destructor (honeybee mite), 561 nucleotides. RefSeq names its product Cytochrome P450 302a1, mitochondrial (gene dib). The record is from RefSeq and is a predicted model, not a curated record. Lineage: Eukaryota; Metazoa; Arthropoda; Arachnida; Mesostigmata; Varroidae. Gene Ontology annotation, molecular function: iron ion binding; heme binding; monooxygenase activity.